GGAGGCUUCUUUUAUUAAAAUUUUUCGGUCAGAAGCUUCCGAGCCCGUUUUCUCGAAACUUCAUCUUUUCAUUUACCCCUCUCUUCGCUGUUACGGCAGCAGUGACUUGGACUCAAGUCUUGUGUACGUCGAACAGUCUCAGCCGUUCGGUCUCGAAAAUCCCGACUCUCAGUGCCGCAGUUUCGGUCCGACGUUCGGAUGGGCGACAAACACAACGGGGAAGCGUUUCUCCAGCACGGCGGGUUGCGUUAUCGUCUAGUGAAGGAAAAUCGGCACGGAUUCAAAGUCUGGGCGUGCGCGGGUCAGGAUGAUCGCGGGUCGAGUUGUGCGGGUCGCAUCCUCUCACUGGCAAGCGCCGUGUUGACCCUGUCCGUCUCUCACACCUGUCGGAGGAGCCCCUCUAGUCACUCGAUGUCCAACAACGAAAAGGUGCCCUUGCGCAGGGCUCGGAAAGGGACUGGUGGACAGGAGCUGACUGCCUUGAUUGCGACAGAAGCAACUCUGGACCCAGAAAUGACGCUGCGGAAGCCGGAGAAGAAGAACGUGUCGAUAGCGAAAAAUGUCGGGACGAAAAGCCUGCUGGCAUUCUGGAUCCUGGGCGUGUGCAAUAACAUGGGCUACGUCGUCAUGUUGAGCGCAGCCCAUGACAUCCUCGGAGGCGGCAAGCAUAAUGCACCAGACAAUCCUCGAGAAUGCAAUACAAUUUCAACAGGAGCCAUCCUUCUUGCUGAUAUAGUUCCAGCUCUAACGGUCAAAAUCAUCUCUCCUUUUUUCCCACUCCAUGAGCAUAUUCGAAUGGUAGUAACCACAGUAUCUGCUGCGGUGGCAUUCUGCAUGGUUGGGUACUCCUCUCAAACAAAUGCUCUCUGGUUAGCAUACACUGGAGUAGCUCUGACUUCCUUCACCUCUGGACUCGGUGAAGCCACUCUCCUGUCUUUCAUGAGUUUUUAUGGUGAUAAAAAUGUAAUCACUGCAUGGGGUUCAGGCACCGGAGGAGCUGGAUUUCUCGGAGCUUUCUACUAUGCAGCCAUGGUUGGACUGGGCCUCUCUUCUACAGCUACACUUUAUACUUUGAUCUCAGUCCCAGUAUUGAUGGCCAUCGCAUUCUGGAUCAUACUGGAUCGGCCAAAUAUCAGUGGUUCAUCAUCCACAAGCGCCUCAGCACAAAGUGGCGAGAGCCCCGAGAGCUAUCAAAACUCAGCGCGGAAAAUCGAAGAAGAUGCCAAUUCAAGUGCAUAUCUGGUGCCAACAGCUCGUUCAACGCAUACGUUCUCUGAGAGACUUUCUAUCAUGCCUAAGCUUGUCAAAUAUAUGGUUCCCUUGGGACUUGUCUAUUUCUUUGAGUAUCUGAUAAAUCAGGGUUUGUUCGAACUUUUGUACUUCCGCAACAUCUGGUUGACACACAAUGAUCAAUAUCGUUGGUACCAAGUGCUGUACCAAAUUGGAGUGUUCAUCUCCCGCAGCUCUCUUACUUUUGUGAAAUUCAAUCAACUGUGGCUUUUUGCCGUUCUGCAGUGUUGUAACUUGGUGUACCUGUAUUUCGACUCUGUGUAUACUCUCUCUCCCACCGUAUUCAUUGUCUUCGGUUUCAUCCUGUUUGAAGGGCUCCUCGGUGGAGCUGCGUAUGUGAAUACAUACUACAAAAUAGAUACAGAGAUGCCCAUUGAGGAGCGAGAAUUUUCGAUGUCUAUGACCUCAUUUGCGGAUGCACUAGGAAUCUGUCUUGCCGGACUCUCAGCUAUCCCAUUGCACAACUACAUCUGCGGUCUACCACUAAGCAGUAAAGCAUCGUAAUUCCGACGAAUCUCUUUCAUAUCCAAGUUCACCAAUUUGAAGAAAAACUUGAGCUCUCUCAACUAGAUUUGCACUUUUUUUGGUGUUUCUAUUUCAGGUAGUUGUGGCAAUAAUAUUUUUUUACCCCGAAGUUAUUGUCUCAAUCCACUCUACGUUUCCAAUUUCAAUUCAUAGAUUUGCCAAAGCAAAGCAAGGAAUAAGUAAAAAAGAACUGUUUUAUCUUAUUUUUCUAUUGCACGUGAAUGAAAUUGAACCUUAUUUGGACCAUGUCAAACUGUUGAACCAUCAGUCAGAAUGGUAUAAUUAAUCAAUGUUGAGAAGGCGUUUUGUGCUUUUGUUACCGUCACUCUUUAAUAGUCUCUAUUGUCUUUAUAUGAGAGAAAACUGAUACUUCUUCUGAUGAAAGUUAUCGCUUAUUUAUGUUACCAAAUCAUAU
This is a messenger RNA of Bemisia tabaci, 2230 nucleotides long. RefSeq names its product CLN3 lysosomal/endosomal transmembrane protein, battenin (gene Cln3). The record is from RefSeq and is a predicted model, not a curated record. Gene Ontology annotation, cellular component: membrane; lysosome. Gene Ontology annotation, biological process: regulation of intracellular pH; lysosome organization. NCBI's taxonomy places the organism in Eukaryota, Metazoa, Arthropoda, Insecta, Hemiptera, Aleyrodidae.